Penaeus monodon (black tiger shrimp) is the source of this 1150-nucleotide messenger RNA. RefSeq lists its product as uncharacterized. The record is from RefSeq and is a predicted model, not a curated record. The coding region runs from base 16 to 585 and encodes 189 amino acids. NCBI's taxonomy places the organism in Eukaryota, Metazoa, Arthropoda, Malacostraca, Decapoda, Penaeidae. The transcript is spliced from 4 exons.
AUUUAACCUUUAACCAUGGCAGGGUCAGGAUAUACGUUAGUGUUUACGGCUUUGGCGAUUCUGUGUGCGGAAGCGACCUCACCGCCUAUCACGGUUGUCCCUGGUCGUCCCGAGAGUGUGUCGCUUGAAAAGUCGGCUCUCUACUACCUGUGGAAUGAACAACUGGACUAUCAAGGAGUUCUACCAGCGGAAAGGGAUACGCGACCCAUAGGAACUUUGCUGUCUCCUGAAUUCUUCCACGUGGUCAAUCUAGUGCCCCAGGAUGCCCCUCAUCCCCUUUACGUCAAUAGAUACGCUGAACUACGCGCUGCUUUACUCCGCGACCACAUGCUCCAAGACACUGUAGACCCCAGUGAUUCAAGGAUGAAAUCAAACAACGGUCUGACAGCAAAAACCCUCACUGGCAAAUCCGUUGUCUUCAAGAGGGACAAUAGAGACAAAAUCACUGUGAACAACAUCCCUGUAGAAAGCGUGGAAACACUGUCUGACGGGAUUGUAAGCUACACACUGGAUGGUGUCCUGUUUGAUUACGUGCAGCAAGUGGACGGCGCCUUUCAUGAGUACUUGAGAGAUUCGUCGUCUUGAGAUGCACAAGCAUAAAGGUGCAGAAACAUAUAUAUACAAGCAUGCACACACAAACACACACACUGAACAAAAUCACUACAAGAUAAGCAAAAGGUAUCCAGACAGAAAAAUCACAAGAAUGAAGGAAAGCGGGGAAAAUGGGAGAGAACGGAGAGGGAAAAAAAGUUUUUGUUAUCUUACUUCGGUUAUAAAUAUGUAUAUACAUUUCAGUACCUUGUAAUAUUUGUUUUUAUUUUUACUUAAUCACUUAAUUGCUCCCGCCAGGUACUUUGCAUAAUGUAAGAAAAUCAAGAAAAUUAUAAUGUGCAGGAUAUGAAGAGGUUAUAUUUUCUUCUGUGUUAUUGGUACUGGAUGAACUUACAUGCAGAGUCAGCAGAUUGUCUACAACUUUGUUUUUAUGUAUAGGUUUGACAGAUCAAAAUUAUUCUAUGUUACUUUUUCACCUAUUAUCUAAUGUACUUAUGCUGACACGUUUAAUCACACAUUUAAUAUAACCGCUGUUAACUGAAACAUGUCUAGAAUUCCUUGCACUGGGUUUGAGAAAAUAAAAGUUUUUUUUUCACAA